Molecule: messenger RNA, 1002 nt
Organism: Salvelinus namaycush (lake trout)
Lineage: Eukaryota; Metazoa; Chordata; Actinopteri; Salmoniformes; Salmonidae
Product: Rieske domain-containing protein-like
Exons: 3
Coding region: 27-530 (167 amino acids)
Molecular function (GO): 2 iron, 2 sulfur cluster binding
Source: RefSeq, a predicted model, not a curated record
GCAGUGUUUGGAGUAUCAUCAUAUCCAUGGAGGACAUGGGAGAGGGGGAAGAGCCUGCAGCCAGUCUGCACUUUGUGGGCAUGAAGGAGGACCUGAUAAAAGCCAAGCGGUCGUUCAGGAACCUGGAGGGCAGGGACAUACUGGUGCUCUAUCACCAGGAGAUUUUCUAUGCUCUGGACUUCCACUGUUACCAUGCUGGGGGACCAUUGCAAAAUGGAGACAUAGAGGAAUUUGACGGCAAGCUGUGCAUAGUGUGUCCAAAGCACAAGUACAAGAUCUCUCUCGCCGAGGGGGAGGGCAUCUACAGGGCCACCAACCCUUAUGCCCCAGUGCCCACAACAAGGUGGUACUCCAAGGGCAUUAAGCAAAGAGUCCACACGGUGACCGAGACUGACGGGGUCGUUUAUGUCACACUGUCUCACAUGUCCCGUUUUAUCGAGUCUGACUACUUCCAGGGAGAGAAGGGCAAAGUAGAGAGGGAGAGAAUGGAGGCCAAAGAUUCUUCUAAGAAAUCUAACACAACCUCCUGAUGGACUGUAUGUCAAUAGUCUAAAAUGGCUUCCUCUCCUUGCCUCCUCAUCUGCACUGAUCUGAAGGGAAGGUAAAGGAGGGAAGGAGGCGAGGAGAGGAAGCCAGGUCCAACUAUUAACAUACAUUUGGGGUUUUCCUAAAGUUUACUUGUCUUCAAAUGGGGAUGUAGUAAUUAUAGCAACCUUGACAUUUGAUUUGUGUCCAGAGACUUGAGCAGCCAAUCAGAUCUCUGACAUAAAUAUGCUAAAGGCAGGAUGUGAGUGAACUGAGUUUAAAAACGACCAAUCACAUGUUUCCUUACUGUAUGGGGUAGGGGUAACGUUAUCGUUUUUUUUUUGGUGAACAUUUCAUACAUUCCACAAGAAUCUGUUGUUUUUAUGUGUUUUAGGCUAUCACGUUACGUUAUCUUAUACAGAUUAUCUCACUCACUGCUCAGUCGACUUGUAAAUUGUAGCUCCUUCUCACGUGGGA